Grosmannia clavigera kw1407 is the source of this 474-nucleotide messenger RNA. Its product is annotated as eukaryotic translation initiation factor eif-1a. Gene Ontology annotation, cellular component: cytoplasm. Bases 1 to 474 code for a protein of 157 amino acids. Gene Ontology annotation, biological process: translational initiation. Gene Ontology annotation, molecular function: RNA binding; translation initiation factor activity. Lineage: Eukaryota; Fungi; Ascomycota; Sordariomycetes; Ophiostomatales; Ophiostomataceae. The transcript has 5 exons. The record is from RefSeq and is a predicted model, not a curated record.
AUGCCGAAAAACAAGGGAAAAGGUGGCAAGAACCGGCGGAGAGGAAAGAACGAGAGCGACAAGGACAAGCGCGAACUCAUCUUCAAGGAGGACGGUCAGGAAUAUGCCCAGGUGGUGAAGAUGUUGGGCAACGGCCGCCUGGAGGCUCGCGCGUUUGACGACAGUGGCACAGUCCGUCUGGCGUCGAUUCGCGGCAAGCUUCGGAAGAAGGUUUGGAUCAAUACCGGCGAUGUGAUUCUUCUGUCGCUUCGCGACUUCCAGGACGGCAAAGGCGACGUUAUCCUCAAGUACUCCGCUGAAGAAGCCCGCAACCUCAAGGCAUAUGGCGAACUUCCCGAGCACGCCAAGAUCAAUGAGACCGACACCUACGGCGACGGCGGCGAGGGCGAUGUCGGCUUCGAGUUCGACGAGGAACGCGACGACAGCAGCUCAGAAGGCGGCGGCAAGGAGGACAUUGCCAUCGACGACAUCUAA